This is a messenger RNA of Saxophila tyrrhenica, 960 nucleotides long. RefSeq lists its product as uncharacterized. Bases 1 to 960 code for a protein of 319 amino acids. The record is from RefSeq and is a predicted model, not a curated record. NCBI's taxonomy places the organism in Eukaryota, Fungi, Ascomycota, Dothideomycetes, Mycosphaerellales, Extremaceae. The transcript is spliced from 3 exons.
AUGACGUUCAAGGAGUUCUUCAAUCCUCGGGAUGUCGAAGAUGCGAUUAUCUCUCACCGCUGGACGAAUGACGAGGUAUCUUACCAAGACUACCCACAGUACCUUUCAGGGCUUCGUUCGGGAGAUGGCUGGACCAAAAUACUGCAAGCAUGUAGGAUCGCACGUUUCGCUGGCUACCUCUGGGUUUGGUACGACAGCUGUUGUAUUGACAAGCGAUCAAGCGCAGAACUCAGCGAGGCAAUCAAAUCAAUGUACAAGUGGUAUGCAUCCUCGGAGGUGUUUUAUGUCUUUCUGUCCGACGUACAUCCCUCUGAACAGGAUGACUGUAUCGCACCAGAAGGUCUUCUACAGCAAGAUCUCGCGCAUUAUCAGUGGCCUGCCGACGAAACAAUGCCACAAGUAUCAAAAGAAACGCGCUACUCCUCCCCACCAUCGGCAGGGAGCGCAGAAAGCAAUGUCACAACGCUCCAUGAACGGUUCCGAGAGCGUGAGUUCCAGAAAAGCGAGUGGUUUACUCGCGGGUGGACACUACAGGAGCUUCUUGCGCCGGCCUGCGUCUACUUCUUCAACUCGCGUUUCGAGUACAUUGGGUCUCGGUAUGAUCAUAAAAACUUGAUCGCACAGACGACUGGAGCCCACGUUGCCUGCCUUGGACGCAGGCAGUAUGUUCACUCGGCCAGCAUAGGCACACGCAUGAUCUGGGCUUCAUCGAGGAAAACGACACGAGAGGAAGAUUUGGCCUAUUGUCUAUUCGAUGUCAACAUGCCAUUACUUUACGGAGAAGGCCAGACCAAUGCGUUCAUGCGCUUGCAGCUCGAACUCAUCCGUAAGAGCGAUGACGAGACCAUCUUCUCCUGGGCCAGGCAGUCCACAACUUUUGAAAUCCGCGGAACAUAUCGCUGGAAGGGCCUGCUUGCACAGUCGCCUGCAGAUUUCGGCAAUAGCAACGUUAGCAAGUAA